Molecule: messenger RNA, 1290 nt
Organism: Pyrus x bretschneideri (Chinese white pear)
Lineage: Eukaryota; Viridiplantae; Streptophyta; Magnoliopsida; Rosales; Rosaceae
Product: protein LIKE COV 1-like
Exons: 7
Coding region: 205-1020 (271 amino acids)
Cellular component (GO): Golgi apparatus
Source: RefSeq, a predicted model, not a curated record
UUAACCAACCUUCGGAGAAAAAAAAAAUGCUGGACCAUAGACGUUAUGGGUUGGUUUAUUUGGACCCGGUUCAACCCCGGAAAUAUAAGUAACAACAGCUGAGGAAGAGGAAGCGAUGAUUGGUUAAAUUUGAUUUUCAGUUAUAGUGGUCCGAGUAUUCCUAAACAACACAAAGGGAAGCAGAGACGCAGAGGCAAAGCAACAAUGGCGACCAGAGAGAGAGAAAGGGAAAGGGAUCUCGAGCUCCUCAUCCCAGUCGCUUCAGUUUCCGAAACCGGAGGAGAUUCCAAAUCCUCCUCCCCAGCAAACUCCCCACCUCCCACCACCUCCCAUUCCCAUCAUCAAACCGGCCACGAGGCCUUUUCGAAAGUUAUUCAGAGCUGGGCUUCCAAGAAGUUUAUGACAGGAUGUGUCAUUCUUCUUCCAAUAGCUAUUACAUUCUACAUCACAUGGGCUUUCAUUAAAUUUGUUGAUGGUUUCUUCUCCCCAAUCUACAGUCACCUCGGAAUCAAUAUUUUCGGUCUUGGAUUUGCAACCUCCCUCACCUUCAUCUUCUUAGUCGGCAUUUUCAUGCAAUCGUGGUUGGGAACUUCUGUUCUUACUCUUUGGGAGUGGUUUAUUAAGAAAAUGCCGCUUAUAAGCUAUAUCUACGCUGCAUCAAAACAAAUUAGCAUAGCAAUUUCACCAGAUCAGAGCUCGAAAGCAUUUAAGGAAGUGGCGAUCAUAAGGCAUCCAAGAAUUGGGGAGUAUGCAUUAGGGUUUAUCACUUCAACUGUUGUUCUUUCUCAAAGAAACGUAGGAGAAGAACUAUGCUGUGUUUAUAUACCUACGAACCACCUUUAUCUUGGAGAUAUUUUUCUGAUCAGUCCCAAGGAUAUUCUGAGGCCUAAUCUGUCCGUUCGAGAGGGGAUUGAAAUUGUCAUCUCCGGAGGUCUAUCCAUACCGCAACUUUUAACUACGGUGGAUGCACAAGUCCUUACACCAAGAAGAGUUCCGCACUUUGAAGAGCCAAAAGUAUGAUCAUAUGUCUUUACAAUGCAGAAGUUGUCAAACUCAAACUAAGUUUUGCAGAGAAAGUUUAGAGGCUCAAAAGCUGCCGGAUCGUACCGGGAAUGGAGUGAAGAACACCAUAGCAGAAUCCUGAAAUGCAGAGAAGCCCCUUUUAGAAACAAAACUAUAAACAUACCACAACUGAAAGUAUUUGUAUACAAGGGACAUAUACCUCUCUUAAGUACCAUAUAUUAUGAAUACCAAUUUGUAAAUGUUUCUUUUUAUCUAAUGUGAUUUGAU